CUCCCUGCGAGCCGGCCCCGCGGCCAGGCGGGCGGCGCCGGGGCGCGGCGCCAUGAAGCUCUACAGCCUCAGCGUCCUCUACAAAGGCGAGGCCAAGGUGGUGCUGCUCAAAGCCGCGUACGACGUGUCUUCCUUCAGCUUCUUCCAGAGGGCCAGUGUCCAGGAGUUCAUGACCUUCACAAGUCAGCUGAUUGUGGAGCGCUCGGCAAAAGGCAGCAGAGCUUCCGUCAAAGAGCAAGAGUAUCUGUGCCAUGUCUAUGUCCGGAAUGACAGUCUCGCGGGUGUGGUCAUUGCUGACAGUGAGUACCCGUCCCGGGUCGCCUUCACCUUGCUGGAGAAGGUACUGGAUGAGUUCUCCAAGCAGGUUGACAGGAUAGAGUGGCCGGUGGGGUCCCCUGCCACAAUACAGUACACGGCACUGGAUGGUCACCUCAGCAGAUACCAGAACCCUCGAGAAGCAGACCCCAUGACUAAGGUACAAGCGGAACUAGACGAGACCAAAAUCAUUCUGCACAACACCAUGGAGUCUCUGUUGGAGCGAGGUGAGAAGCUAGAUGACCUGGUGUCCAAGUCGGAAGUGCUGGGAACACAGUCUAAGGCCUUCUACAAGACUGCCCGGAAGCAGAAUUCAUGCUGUGCAAUCAUGUGACGCAGCGUGCGCGGCCACGCGGGGCCGUCACCGUCAUCGCAUCAGGACCGCAGCCCGGAUGGGAGAGGCCCCAGGGGGGGCCGCCUGGCCAUUUUUAUUCUGGAAUUUCUAGAAGGACCCACGGGGUGGUGGAAGGGUGGGGACAUUCGCAUUCAUAUGUCUGGUGAUUUUUCGAAAGAAUCUAAGACCCUAACGGUGUAUUUUUGGGUAAAUGAAACCAUAAACUCUGAGUGGCUCCUGUGGAUACUGAAGGGCUGAUUCCCAGCACCCCGGAAGUUCAGAGCCAGCUCUUGUUUGAUCCCA
Messenger RNA from Lepus europaeus (European hare), 952 nucleotides. It is a transcript of the gene YKT6, whose product is annotated as YKT6 v-SNARE homolog. Bases 53 to 649 code for a protein of 198 amino acids. Gene Ontology annotation, biological process: endoplasmic reticulum to Golgi vesicle-mediated transport. Gene Ontology annotation, cellular component: Golgi apparatus. The transcript has 7 exons. Gene Ontology annotation, molecular function: SNAP receptor activity. The record is from RefSeq and is a predicted model, not a curated record. Lineage: Eukaryota; Metazoa; Chordata; Mammalia; Lagomorpha; Leporidae.